UCUCAUCAUGUGAUUUCUCUUUUUUUUUCCUUUUUUUUAUAUAGCUGCACAGUGAUUACAUGUUUUUAGUUCGGGGCUCUUAGCAAUUUUUUCCAAACCCUCUCGGCUCUGUGUUUCUCUGGCUCUUCCCAGCAGCUUACUUUCCCUUGACUUUUCCAGUUGUGUGACGUGUGAGUGGAGUUCCUGCCCUUGUUUCAUGCAAUGCAAUUUAGAGGGACUCACGGAGAGGCGGACAUUUACUUGAGCUGUCAAAGGGGGAAGAUGAAUUGAAGGUAUAAACAAGAGGGGCUGUUUGUGUUUUGGCCUGAGUGCGUAUGCUUUGUCCUCACAGGGGAGCCAAACGAAGAGGAAGAAAGACGUGGUGAAGGAGACCGAAGCUGAGAGAAAGUGAGAAAGUAACGUGACGUGGAGGAGAGAGAAGAAAAGUUACCUAAAUCUGUCGCCCAUGGGCAAAGGUGGAUGAGAAGUUACAGUUGAGGAUUCUGUCUGACACGGGAGGAGGAGCGCCAGCCUGGGGGGGACCACCAACUCACCCUUCCAACAACAACAGGACAGGAUGAGGUACCAAGGCAGGGAGGUGGAUGUUGAAGGAAGAGUGCGCCUCGUGAUGGAGAGUGCCCUGACCGCCCGGGACAGGGUCGGGGUGCAGGACUUUGUCUUGCUGGAAAACUACAACAGUGAGGCAACUUUCAUAGAGAACCUACGGAGGCGCUUCGGGGAAAACCUCAUCUAUACGUAUAUCGGCUCAGUGUUGGUGUCGGUGAACCCUUACAAAGAGCUGGAGAUUUACUCCAAGCAGCAGAUGGAGCGUUACAGAGGGGUCAGCUUCUAUGAGAUAUCGCCUCACAUCUACGCCGUAUCAGACAACACUUACCGGGCCAUGCGGACCGAGAGGAAGGACCAGUGUAUUCUGAUAUCAGGUGAGAGUGGAGCAGGUAAAACAGAGACGUCAAAGAAGAUCCUCCUCUACUACGCCGUCACCUGCCCCACUAAUGAUCACAUGGCUACCCUCGGGGACCGCCUGCUGCAGUCUAACCCUGUUCUGGAGGCAUUUGGCAACGCCAAAACAUUCAGGAAUGACAACUCCAGCCGCUUUGGAAAAUACAUGGAUGUCCAGUUUGACUUUAGGGGUGCACCAGUGGGCGGUCACAUCCUGAACUACCUGCUGGAGAAAUCCCGUGUAGUGCACCAGAACCACGGUGAGAGGAACUUCCACAUCUUCUAUCAGCUUCUGGAUGGAGGGGAUGAUGACCUGCUUAUCACACUGGACCUGGAAAGAAACCCUCAGAGCUACCACUAUCUGGUAAAGGGAAACUGUCCCAGACUCAGCUCCGUCAGUGACAAGAAUAAUUGGAAAGUCGUGAUGAAGGCCCUGUCUGUUGUUGGCUUCAGCGAGGAGGAAGUGCAGAAAUUGUUGAACAUCAUCGCCAGUGUUCUCCAUCUGGGAAACACUCAGUUUGGGGAAGGCGAGGAAGGAGAAACUUAUAUCACCACUGAGACUCAGAUAACAAAUCUCACGAAGCUGCUGGGUGUCGAUGGCUCAGCCCUCGGGGAGGCACUCACUCACAAGAAACUCACUGCCAACGGAGAGGAGAUGAUCACCCCACUAAAUUUUGAGCAGGCAGUGUCUGCCCGCGAUGCCUUAGCCAAGGCCGUGUAUGGUCGGACCUUCACUUGGUUGGUGGAGAAGAUCAACCAGUCGCUGGCUCUGAAGGAUGAAAUCUUCCAUAGUGGUAAGGGCUGCUCCGUUAUAGGGCUUCUAGAUAUCUACGGCUUUGAGGUCCUCCAGCACAACAGUUUUGAGCAGUUUUGCAUCAACUAUUGCAACGAGAAGCUCCAGCAGCUGUUUAUUGAGCUCACCCUGAGAUCUGAGCAGGAGGAGUACGAGACAGAGGGAAUUGCAUGGGAGACGGUGCAAUACUUUGACAACAAGAUCAUUUGUGACCUGAUAGAGGAGAAGCACAAAGGCAUCAUCUCCAUUCUGGAUGAGGAGUGUCUGAGACCUGGAGAGACCUGCGAUGUCUCCUUUUUAGAGAAGUUGGAAGACACACUGGGCGGCCAUCCCCAUUUUGUCACUCACAAGUUGGCAAACGGAAAAACUCGCAGGGUAAUGGGAAGGGAGGAGUUCAGGCUGCUGCACUACGCAGGAGAGGUCAACUACAAUGUCAAUGGUUUCUUAGACAAGAACAAUGAUUUGCUGAACAGGAACCUGAAAGAGGUCAUGUGCCAGUCAGACAACCAGAUCCUGAGUCAUUGCUUCCGCAGAGAGGAAGUGAUAGACCAGAAGCGGCCAGAGAUGGCCGCCAUUCAGUUUAAAAACAGCCUGACGAAACUUAUGGAGAUCCUCAUGUCUAAAGAGCCAUCGUAUGUGCGCUGUAUCAAACCUAAUGAUGCCAAGCAGCCAGGAAGGUUUGAUGAAGUUCUGGUCAGACACCAGGUGAAGUACCUGGGCCUGAUGGAAAACCUGAGGGUCAGGAGAGCUGGCUUUGCCUAUCGACGUCGCUUCGAAGCUUUCCUGCAGAGGUAUAAGCCCCUGUGUCCUGAGACGUGGCCCAAUUGGCAUGGCAGACUCUCAGACGGUGUUUCGACACUGGUCAACCACCUAGGCUACAAAGCAGAGGAGUACAAACUGGGAAGGUAAUGUGUUGUUGGGAGAAAGCUCAGUGGAUACAACAGAUAAUAGGGCCACACUAUGCAUGCAAGCAAUUUGGAUUGAAGUGUUCAUCAAAUUUCUUCGUCUACGUUC
Molecule: messenger RNA, 2746 nt
Organism: Cottoperca gobio
Lineage: Eukaryota; Metazoa; Chordata; Actinopteri; Perciformes; Bovichtidae
Product: unconventional myosin-Ic-like
Exons: 20
Coding region: 557-2641 (694 amino acids)
Biological process (GO): actin filament organization; actin filament-based movement; endocytosis
Cellular component (GO): plasma membrane; cytoplasm; actin cytoskeleton
Molecular function (GO): ATP binding; microfilament motor activity; actin filament binding
Source: RefSeq, a predicted model, not a curated record